GCCACAUAUGCUGGGCAGGAAGAGGACACCUCAAAGUCUCAAGUUUGGGUUAAGGUUGGGUAGGCGGUGAUAGAACUGCCCCCCUUUGGUAUGCAAGCCGCAUAUUGAAUUCGCGGCCUCUCGUUCGCGAUAGUCUGUCCAUUUCAUAUUCCCGAGCACCAAUCAGCAAGACAUAUACAGACAACCCCAAGACAACUGCGAAAAUGGUGGUCCUCGCAGCUUCAAUCUGCACUCGCGGCGGCAAGGCUGUCCUGUCGAGGCAGUUCCGCGAGAUGCCCCGGUCGAGGAUAGAAGCUUUGCUCGCCUCGUUCCCAAAGCUUGCCGACAGUGGUACCCAGCACACGACCGUUGAGCAGGACAAUGUUCGAUUCGUCUACCAGCCCCUCGACGAGCUCUACAUGGUUCUCAUCACGAACCGUCAGUCCAACAUCCUUCAGGAUAUCGACUCCCUGCACCUUUUCGCACAGGUUGUGACCAGCACUUGCAAGAGCUUGGACGAGCGGGAGAUUCUCAAGAAUGCCUACGAACUCCUUAGCGCCUUUGACGAGCUGGUUACUCUGGGCUACAGGGAGAACUUGACCAUUAGCCAGAUCAAGACCUUCCUCGAGAUGGAGAGUCACGAGGAGCGCAUCCAGGAGAUUAUUGCGAGGAACAAGGAACUCGAGGCCACGGAGGAGCGCAAGAGGAAGGCCAAGCAGCUGGAGAUGCAGCGUAAAGAGUCUGCUCGCAGUGGUAGGCCCGGCGGCGCACAGAGAGCACCAGUCUACCCGACAUAUACACCUCCGUCUCGCCCUGCAGUCACAGACACCUAUGACACGUACGAGGCUGAGAAGAACAAGUCAAAAUUCACUGCACCAAAGGGCAAGGGCAUGCAGCUUGGCAAGAAAUCCAAGACGACGGAUAUGUUCGAGCGGGUGCGCGGAGAUAUGGGCAACGAGAUCGACGAUACGCCGCUUGUUGCUCCCACAGCUUCCGCCGCACCCCUCGCUUCGGAGCCGCCGCGCCGGCAAUCUGUUGGCACGGACCGCGAUUCUAUCCAUAUCACCGUAUCAGAGAAUAUUACUGCCAAGAUCUCAAGGGAAGGCACACUAAAUUCGCUGGGUGUCAAGGGUGACUUGAACCUGCGGGUAUCGGACCCGACGAUGACCAAGAUCAAACUGCAGCUUGUGGCCAACCCGACGCACGGUGCCCAAUUCCGGACACAUCCUAACGUAGACCGCAACCUUUUCAACAGCUCUAAGGUCAUCCAAAUGAGCAAGGCUGAUAGGGGCUUCCCCGUCAACAACUCAGUCGGUGUGCUGAGGUGGAUGGCGACGCCGAAGGCAGACGACACUAGUGCGCUUCCGAUCAGCUUCACCGUCUGGGUCAACAAGGGCUCUGAUGGAAACUGCACAUUAACGGUCGAGUACGAACUCACUGGAGGAGACGAGCUCAGGGACGUCAGCGUCUCCAUCCCAUACUCGAGCACAGAGCCGACGGUGUCGAGCUUUGAUGCCACGUAUGAGGUGUCCGGAGACAACCUUGAGUGGGCGAUUGGCACGGUCAAUGAGGAGAAUGCCAAUGGCUCAUUUGAGUUUGAGGCAAUGGCCGACGAUGAAAACGAGUUUUUCCCGAUGCAGGUCCGGUUCUCCAAGACGACCCCAUUUGUUGACGUGGAUAUUUCGUCGGUGACGCUCCUUGAAAUGAACGAGGAAGUCACUUUCUCAAAAGACGUGAGGUGUACUGCCGACACUUACUUGAUCGAAUAGUCGGAUGGUUUUGGCCUGGGUGUGUGUUUUUGGAGGCCGGCGCUUGGAGUCUUAAGAAUUGGUCGACAAAAAGGCACAACCGGUUUAUCGGCCUGUCCAGAUAGAGGUAGCAAGAUAACAUAAACCUUGGAUUACGUAUGGCGCCUUGAGAGAACUAAGGUUUAUGUGUCCUUUCAAUCCCAUGUUAUGAUCUGUCCUGGAAGGUUAGGCCUGCAUAUUGUGGCUCGCUGCAGAC
Pyricularia oryzae 70-15 is the source of this 1983-nucleotide messenger RNA. Its product is annotated as coatomer subunit delta. The transcript is spliced from 5 exons. Gene Ontology annotation, biological process: retrograde vesicle-mediated transport, Golgi to endoplasmic reticulum; Golgi localization; endoplasmic reticulum to Golgi vesicle-mediated transport. Lineage: Eukaryota; Fungi; Ascomycota; Sordariomycetes; Magnaporthales; Pyriculariaceae. The record is from RefSeq and is a predicted model, not a curated record. Bases 204 to 1748 code for a protein of 514 amino acids. Gene Ontology annotation, cellular component: cytosol; COPI vesicle coat.